AUGUCAACAACCCGAGACUCAACACCCUGCCCCUCCCCAAGAUACAACCGUCGCCAAAAAGGAAGAGCGCCUGCGGAGAGAGCCGACCUAAACUUGGUCGCUUCGCCGGGCCAACCCGAUCUGGAACACGAAGCCAGCAAAGAAAUCAUCAGAAGAUUGGAACAACGGUUGAAUGAAUCACAAGAUUUGCUCGAGAAGUUGAAGAAGGUGCAUAACACUCGUCAGCCGGCUCAAACCCAGUUGAAAGUCGUAUCCGGGUCAGUCCUCCAGACUCAGCCCAGAAUCUGGACAAGCCCUUCCUACAAGCGACAUUCCCGGAUGAACGAGAAGAAGAUGCAACACUUUGAAGACAGGGCCAAGGACCAACGAGAGCGGCCCGAGUCGAUAGGCUCGUUCAGCACGCCGCGCUCGACCCCAACCAUCACUCGGUCCAUCAACCCAUCUCUUCAUGAAGAUGGAGAGGAACAGAGUGUUACUAGUGAUCAAGUCGAUGUCAUGUCAACAACGGCGACGAUCGCCACUGUACAGCCUACCCCCGAGGACGAGGAGGCUAGGAGGCUAAGAGAUUCGUUGAUGAUGCCCAGAAUUCCUAGACUGGAUGCCACAAUUAAUUCAUGGAGAAAAAAGGUUGCAUUGUAGAUGGAUGAUUUUAUUUGUUGAAUUUUUGGAUAGUUUCACAUAAGGGACUCUCUUUGUUCAUUAGCUCAUUAUUCC
This is a messenger RNA of Puccinia graminis f. sp. tritici CRL 75-36-700-3, 714 nucleotides long. RefSeq lists its product as uncharacterized. The record is from RefSeq and is a predicted model, not a curated record. The transcript is spliced from 2 exons. NCBI's taxonomy places the organism in Eukaryota, Fungi, Basidiomycota, Pucciniomycetes, Pucciniales, Pucciniaceae. The coding region runs from base 1 to 639 and encodes 212 amino acids.